AUGGCAGCAAAGCCUCAACCUAAAAUUAAAGUUAUUUUCCUUGGAUCUGCGGGUGUUGGAAAAACCAGCAUUAUUCAGCAUUUCAUGUAUUCAUCGUUUAAUGGUGCUUAUGAAACUACAAUUGGAAUUGACUUUUUUAUGAAGUCAAUUCCUGUUAAUGGUCAGCCAGUAAAUCUCCAAAUAUGGGAUACGGCAGGUCAAGAGCAGUUUAAAUCGCUCACUCCUGGAUAUAUCAGGGAAGCGCAAGUUGUUGUUCUCGUUUACGACACUUCUGAUCCAAAAACACUAGAAGCUACAAAAGAUUGGUAUAAUUCAGUUCUAGAAAUAUUAGGAACCCCUCCAAUUUUGUUUUUAGUUGGAAAUAAAAUCGAUUUAGGUAAAAACGUUAAUCCUCAAGACGUUAAAGCUGUUGCAAAUGGAAAAAUGACAACCAUGGAAACAUCAGCUAAGACUGGUGAUGGAAUUAUUGCUCUAUUUAAAGCGAUCGCUGAAUCUAUUAACGCAGAGCCUACACCUUCGCCUACAUCGCAGCAUGUUGAAAUCACUGCAACUCCUGUUCCUGUUCAAAAAAAGGAAGGCUGCUGCUGA
This is a messenger RNA of Trichomonas vaginalis G3, 588 nucleotides long. Its product is annotated as retrograde vesicle-mediated transport, Golgi to ER. The transcript has a single exon. Gene Ontology annotation, molecular function: GTPase activity; GTP binding. The record is from RefSeq and is a predicted model, not a curated record. NCBI's taxonomy places the organism in Eukaryota, Parabasalia, Trichomonadida, Trichomonadidae. Bases 1 to 588 code for a protein of 195 amino acids.